Anoplopoma fimbria (sablefish) is the source of this 1800-nucleotide messenger RNA. It is a transcript of the gene pard6a, whose product is annotated as par-6 family cell polarity regulator alpha. Gene Ontology annotation, cellular component: apical plasma membrane; cell cortex; nucleus. The coding region runs from base 16 to 1257 and encodes 413 amino acids. The record is from RefSeq and is a predicted model, not a curated record. Gene Ontology annotation, biological process: regulation of cellular localization; centrosome cycle; establishment or maintenance of cell polarity. The transcript has 6 exons. Gene Ontology annotation, molecular function: protein kinase C binding. NCBI's taxonomy places the organism in Eukaryota, Metazoa, Chordata, Actinopteri, Perciformes, Anoplopomatidae.
CAACCGGGGAGCAGAAUGUCAAGGCAGCAGCAGCAGCAGCAGCAGCACCGGACACCGUUAAAACUCACCGACAACGUGGUGGAGGUCAAGAGCAAAUUCGAGGCGGAGUACCGCCGCUUCGGCCUGAAGAGGAACGGCCCCGGCGGCUUCCAUGAUUUCUACCGCCUCCUCCAGACCAUCCACCGCAUCCCCGGCGCAGACGUGCUGCUGGGAUAUGCCGACGUCCACGGGGACCUCCUCCCCAUCAACAACGACGACAACUUCCACAAGGCCGUGUCGGCGGCCAACCCGCUGCUCCGCGUCAUCAUAACCAAGAAAGAGGGCGAACCUAUAGUCUUUGCCACCAACUCCCUCCAGAGGCGUAAAAAGGGGCUGGGCUUAACCGGACUGCGCACCACCGGCUCAGGCUCCACCCACUCAAAGAGCAGACCGGGACUCAUGAUUGGCAUGCCGCAGAACUUCCGGCAGAUCUCAUCCAUCAUUGACGUGGACAUCUUACCAGAGACACACCGACGCGUGCGACUCCACAAGCACGGCACCCACAAGCCACUGGGCUUCUACAUCCGCGACGGCGUGAGCGUGCGCGUGACACCACAGGGCGUAGAGAAGGUCCCAGGGGUGUUCAUAUCUCGUCUGGUACGUGGUGGGCUAGCAGAAAGCACAGGGCUGCUGGGAGUUAAUGACGAAAUCCUCGAGGUCAACGGCAUCGAUGUAGCAGGAAAAUCUUUGGAUCAGGUUACAGACAUGAUGGUGGCAAACAGUCACAACCUCAUUGUGACCGUCAAGCCGGCCAACCAGAGGAACAACGUGGUGCAUCGUGGGAGCAAAACCUCGAUGGGCAAUUUUGGUUCCGUUGGCUCAACCGGAUCCAAUAACUCCGCCCUGUCACACGACUCACCAAGCCCCGCCUCUCAGAGCAACCCCAUCACUGCGAGCAACAGCAUUGCUGAGGGCGACAGCGAUGACGAGGACGACGACGGCGACCUCAUCCUGGAGAACGACUGCCUGACUCCCUACGACUCCGACCGGGUAACCAACAGCAACAACACUAACCUCAACAGAGACUCGCCCGGCAGCAGGUCGCACAACCCCGCCACGGGCCGGCCCCUCCCACAGAGCGUCUCGUUGCCAAACAGCGUCGGAGCGUCCCUGAGCGACAGCUCAACGGCCCUGUCCAAUCACAACGGAAACCCCGCCCAUGCGUCUAGUAGCAGUCAAGAGAGCAUGAGAGAGGACGGCAACAUAAUCACGCUGUAACCACGGCGACACACUGUGACAGUCUGGACUAUGGGAUGUUACGUCCGCACAGUGCAGUUACCAGGACAACGACAGAUGGCUGUGCUCCAGCACCGCAGCGAUACGGGACAGAAGGUUCUGCUAGCUUCUUAGCGUUAGCUGGUCUUGGCGGAUCAUGGGGUUUCACAUUCUACCGGCAUUAACAACACUGACUGUCUGCCACAUGAGGCUGAGCUGAUGUAUAUAGCUGAUUUAUCAGCUUCAAAACAAUAAUUUAUAGUCAAUUGAAGGAAAUUAUUUAAAUGCCAUAAUGUAUUAGCAGAUCCGUGUGGACUAGGGAGCAGAGAGAUAUUUGUUAAUGCUCCUCUCAAAGCCAUAAGUCAGUUUGAUGUCAACACGCUCAAGAAAAAGCAUCUCUUCAACAGCGGCGCCAAUCAGACACAUUACUAUUAACUGGAGAAAAGCCGACUUGUUCACCACAACAAGACAUUUAAAGAACGGUACACAGUAGAACGUUUAGGGAUCUAUUGUCUUGGCAGCACAACGACCAGUGCAAGCAGCACU